This is a messenger RNA of Ixodes scapularis (black-legged tick), 643 nucleotides long. RefSeq lists its product as uncharacterized. The coding region runs from base 25 to 483 and encodes 152 amino acids. The record is from RefSeq and is a predicted model, not a curated record. Lineage: Eukaryota; Metazoa; Arthropoda; Arachnida; Ixodida; Ixodidae. The transcript is spliced from 3 exons.
ACAUCGCCGCGCUCUGAUUGGAGGAUGGCUACGAGCGGGAGCUCGGAGAAUCUCGGGGAAGCACACUUCCCUGGCAGUGCCACAGACUACCGGGCUACAGGAAGGGCCGUCAGCGAAGAAGACGUGGAGGUUCUCUGCAGCGCCCUGGCCACAUGUCCAACCAAAUGGGUCGUGCAGAGGAGUUCUGCUUUGCAGCCCCCAUCCCCAGCAGAGAAGUUUUCUGUGGCCUCUGUGCUCGCGUCAGGAGCCGACUUCUCGGUGACCACGGACAACCAGGGGACCAUCCACGAGAUGACGGUCGGGCAAAGGACCAAUCCAAGCUGGAGCCUGCUUCGGAAGUACCGCCUGACAGCUAGCAACUUCGGUCGGGUCCUGGACAGCUGCAGGCGUAGUUCAUACCCGCCCUCUCUCUUUAAGACGCUGUUCGGUAAGAUUGCAUCAGUUUGCAAGUAUUUACAUUUCGGAGUUUGGUCAGUAGAAUAACUGCUGCAUCUCCUCAUAAUUUGGGCAAGGUUGGUUACAUAAGCCCCCUCCACCCCACCCUUUACACAGUCUUUCAGAGCCCUGCACGUGCCAGCUGUUCUAUCCCACUCCAAACUUUGUCUCUUACCUUUUGUUCCAAAAUGCAAUUCUCCGCUGCCAA